AACUAUUUUUGUCAAAUAACUAGUUUCUUAUAUAUAUAUUAGCGAUCAAAUGGGGGAUUCACAAGAAAAUAACAAAGGAAAGAGUAGAGACAAAGAUAAUUAUGUAUCUUGGACUAUGGAGGAUACCAAUGAGUUGUUGCACCUCUUGGUGGAUGCUAUGAAUAGGGGAUUGCGUGAUGCCAAUGGGUCACUUAGCAAACAAAAUGUAGAACGAAUAAUACUUCCUCAACUCAAUGCAAAAACUAAAUUCCCUAAAACUUAUAGUCAUUAUUUGAGUCGGAUGAAGUGGUUUCGAAACCAGUAUAACAUGAUGUCAACCCUUAUGCGCAACAACUCUGGCUUUGGAUGGGACCCAAUUGGAAAAACUUUCACUGCUCAUGAGGAUGUAUGGAAAGAUUACUUAAAGUCCCACCCAAGUCACAGCAAACUUCGAGGAAAAAGUAUGGUUGAUUAUGAGUAUUUGAAGAUCGUUGUUGGGGGUGGAGUUUCUAGCGGGAAUAAUUCUAUAUCAGUCGAUCCAGAUGAUACUGAUGCAACAACUUUUGAGCCAGAAAAUAGACUGUUGGGAUAG
Messenger RNA from Glycine soja, 571 nucleotides. RefSeq lists its product as uncharacterized. Bases 50 to 571 code for a protein of 173 amino acids. NCBI's taxonomy places the organism in Eukaryota, Viridiplantae, Streptophyta, Magnoliopsida, Fabales, Fabaceae. The transcript has 2 exons. The record is from RefSeq and is a predicted model, not a curated record.